UUGACCAACUUCCGGUCCACUUGUCCCCAGCAGCCCCGGCCAUUGAGCGCGUAACACUCUACGAGGCAGCGCGCGGGCGGGUGGGCCGUGAGGGGUGCAGUCCAAACCUCCAGUUCGAUCAGGACCAGAACCGAAGGAACCGCAUGGAGCCCAAAAGGGCAAGAACUUGCCUGCCGUAGCGCGCGAGGGUCUGCAAUAAGGAGCAGACGAGAGGUGCGCGCGCACACACACACACACAACCGCGCGUGUCUGGAAGAAGUGUGCUUCAAUGUUGGCGAGGAAGAUGAGGCGGCACAACCGAGCUUUGAUGAUGCUGAUGAUCGGAACUUUAAACGCAGGGCUGACGGCUGGCCACGCCCCCACCAGGGAAUGCUUGUACUACAACGUCAACUACGAAAUGGAGCUGACCAACCAGAGCGGCGUGGAGCGCUGCGAGGGCGACGCCGACAAACGCUCGCACUGUUACGCCUCGUGGACCAAUGAGUCGGGCGCCAUUGAGCUGGUAAAGAAAGGAUGCUGGCUUGACGACUUCAACUGCUACGACCGUGAGGAGUGUGUGUCCACUGAAGAGAGUCCUCAGGUCUUCUUCUGCUGCUGUGAAGGAAACAUGUGCAACAACAAGUUCACGCACUUGCCGGAUGCCGCCGGCUCACGUGAGUUCAUCCAAGCUCCGACCCCCAGAAUCAGCGUGAUACACGUCAUCUUUUAUUGCCUGCUGCCCGUCACAGUGCUGUCAACCAUUCUGCUUGCCACUGUAUGGAUGUACCGCCAUCGCAAACCUCCGUACGGACAUGUGGACGUCACUGAGGACCCAGUUCCUCUGCCUGAUUCCCCCCUCUUGGGGUUAAAGCCCCUGCAGUUGCUGGAAGUGAAAGCCAGAGGGCGCUUCGGUUGCGUCUGGAAGGGCCAAAUUCUGAACGAGUUUGUGGCCGUCAAGGUGUUCCCUAUCCAGUACAAGAUGUCGUGGCAGAACGAGCGGGAGGUGUUUACCACGCCGGGAAUGAAGCACGAAAACAUACUGAAGUACGUUGGCGCCGAGCAGCGAGGGCGCCACCUAGAGGCCGAACUGUGGCUCAUCACAGAGUUUCAUGAGCAGGGUUCGCUCUGCGACUUCCUGAAGGCGAACGUCAUCAGUUGGUUAGAGUUGUGUCACAUUGGGGUGUCCAUGGCGUGUGGUCUGGCGUACCUGCACGAAGAUGUACCCCGGAACAAAGGCGAGGGAGCCAAACCCGCAAUCGCUCACAGGGACUUCAAGAGCAAGAACAUCAUGAUGCGUUCAGACCUGACCGCCGUCAUCGGAGAUUUCGGCUUGGCUGUGCCCUUUGAGUCAGGAACGCCGCCCGGUGAGACGCACGGACAGGUAGGGACGUGGCGCUACAUGGCUCCUGAGGUUCUAGAAGGCGCCAUCAACUUCCAGCGGGACGCCUUCCUCAGAAUCGACAUGUACGCUUUGGGCCUGGUCCUGUGGGAGCUGCUGACACGCUGCAAAGCCGCUGAUGGUCCAGUAGGCGAGUACAUGCUGCCAUUCGAGGAGGAAGUAGGUCAGCAUCCGUCACUGGAGGACCUUCAGGAAGUUGUUGUCCACAAGAAGUUGAGGCCGGCCUUCAAAGACGUUUGGUUCAAACAUAACGGUCUGUGCCAUGUGUGCGAGACGGUGUCGGAAUGCUGGGACCACGACGCCGAGGCCCGACUGUCGGCCGGCUGCGUGCAAGAGCGCAUGGGCCAAGUGCGUCGCCUCACUAGCGCCGUAGCCCCGCCCACCUUCUCCUCUUCUGUCCCUCCAGUUGUCAUGGUAACCAACGUGGACCUCCCGGCCAAAGAGUCCACCAUGUGACCAGUAAAACUUUUGGCACACACACACACACAUAAGUUCAGGUCCGACUCAGUGAAUGAUCUCCAGGUACCGCAGCAUUUUUUUCUGUCUCUGAAGUGGGUGUCUACCUGCAGCCUCAUUGCGUAGCAACCAGCACCAGCUACACCUCAAAGUGACAGGUCUCACUCUUAAACAGGAAGUGAUGUCAGAGUGACGCUGCAUUGACCUUUCGCUAAUCCCCGCCAGUGACUGUUGCCAGGCUUGUCAGCUGAAAUUAGGAAGUAAUGCACAAGAUACCAGAACUACCACAAAAAGGAGUCAGAGAACAGUGAUAAAGCUUUUUGUUUAUACAACCAUUACAAAUAAAUUUAUAUUUACACACAUAUGUACACAUAAUUACAUUUAGUAGUAAAAUAGCUAGCUUUAGCGAAGGAGCUAACACAUAGCCGAUAUGCUAGUUUACUCCGGUUAGCGCCACAACUUUCCACAACAAUGUACAUUGCGAAUAAUAAGCUAAUUUCUUACCUUGAAGCUGGUGUUAAGCCUGGUGGUUUCCGCCGACAACUACAUUUUAAAUAGCAAAACUUGACCAAUAACUUAGAAUAAUAUCGUAAGGAGCUGCACUGAAUUGAACCGAGCGCUGUCAGAAGAGACUGCUCUGUGAUUGGUGGGGGAUGUUUGGCUUCGCGAAAGGUCAAUGUUGACUGGUUGUUCAAGACUGAAGUGGGCGGGGUCAUGCUACAUUCAGGCGUUUGAUUGGCUGACAGCGACCAAACUUCUCAGGUAAAUUCGUUAUGUGGAGGCGGGGUUACCAGACUAUGAAAUAGGUAGAAGGGACUUAUGUGACGGUGCUUAAAGCCUAUUGGCCGUUUUUUUCUGGACACUCAACACAUGCUGUGCACACACUGCCAUUUGUGUUGUUUUCUUUUGACAACUCAUCAGGGUGAAAGGUUAAAGGUCAUCAGUCACCUGACCACUUUAUGUCUACCUCUUUUUUGUCAUGUUUAACACUGAAAGGGUCAAUCCCCACUUUAAAGAUUCCAACAUAAACAUUGGACUGUUCCUUUUAAUGUGCAUUUUUAAGUCAGGUGCUUAAAAAAACAACAACAAUGUGAACCUCAGUACAGCAAAAAUACCUCAGAUGAAUUUUGUAUGUGUUAUUUAUUUUUGUUUUAAUUGAAAAGUUAUCCACAUUGUAAAAAGUUAUAACCCCGGUCUUCUCUCCUCCUCCCUUGUGCAUCAUCCUGAUCAAAACAUCACAAAAUCUGCAAUAAUUUAAAAAAUGUUCAUAGUAAAAUGACAAAUACGCAGGUUAAAACAUACUUGGCCAACAAAGCUGAUUCUGAUUUCCCAGGUUUGAUGCAAUGUUCCCCCCACUGUCAUGUACCUGUAGCAUGUAGCAUUGUUAGCAUUAGGCAGGUACGGCAAACUGUUAAAUCUAAUCUUGGCGCAUCACAGGGGCCUCCUGCACAACCAUCUUGGCGCUGAGAAAGCACGACUCCAAAACAAAAUAUUUUACUGUUGCAAUUGGAAAGUUAAAAGUUCAACAAUGCGCACUUCCUGUUGUAAAGUUUGUGAACUGAUGGACAGUGAUGUUGAUGAUCCAUGUGGAAGGUAGAGGUAAUUUCAUAUUUUUAAAUGGUACUUUUUAGAGGAAAAAAAUACUAUUAAGCGUGAAUGUGUGUGUGCUGUCAGAUGAUUUUUUCUUCUCUUCGUCUACUCAGUCCCAACAUGUAGUUUUAACCAUCUCUCACACACAUUACAUAAGGGAAAACAAUGAUUGAACUUUUUGUAUGUGAAUAAUAAAUGGUUGCAAUUA
This is a messenger RNA of Entelurus aequoreus (snake pipefish), 3632 nucleotides long. RefSeq names its product activin receptor type-2B-like. Gene Ontology annotation, biological process: activin receptor signaling pathway; cellular response to growth factor stimulus; protein phosphorylation. The coding region runs from base 269 to 1834 and encodes 521 amino acids. The record is from RefSeq and is a predicted model, not a curated record. The transcript has 11 exons. Gene Ontology annotation, molecular function: activin receptor activity; ATP binding; activin binding. Lineage: Eukaryota; Metazoa; Chordata; Actinopteri; Syngnathiformes; Syngnathidae. Gene Ontology annotation, cellular component: plasma membrane; activin receptor complex.